CAUAUAAGCGCAGGCAUGGAGAGCCCUCGGUCCUUCUCUCGGCUGCCUUCCCGCCGCCUUCCCUUCUCGGCGCCUCUCUCGCCCAUACACACACAAACGCACGGCGAAGCACACACUCACGAACCCCAAAUAUUGUCAGUCUCUGUCUUUCCCUCAAAUCUAAACACACCGGCACGCGGGAUCUCUCCCUCCCCGCUUUUUUGUCUCCUUCCCUCUCUCUCUCUCCUCACACACACACACACACUGCACACGAGCGUGCGCGCACACACCCCACAUAAACACACACGCAGCUGCAGCGCCCUGGGUCACAGUCCGUGCGGGCGCCAGGCUGGAGACAAAGGUCGCCCAGGCUCCCGGGACCGCGCGCAGGACACAGCAGAGCCUCUGCCUGGCCUCCGCCCGCCUCCGAAGAGGGUCCCGGCGAGCUCUUCGCCCGCGCGCCCUCGGGGGUCCGCCCUCAGCCAGACCCUGCGCCUGGCGCGCCGAGGGUUAAGGGCCCGGCGGGCGGGGGCGCCGAUCUCCGGCUGUGAUUGGCCGCGCCGCGCUGGCCCCGCGCCCCGCCAUUGGCCCCAGGCCGGGCCCGCCUCCCCGGGACUCGGCGCCCAAGCCGCGCUCGCCCGCGGGGAGCCGAGCGCGCCGCCGGGGCCAGCCUGCCGAGCCGAGCGUCCGAGGAAAGCGGCCGAGAGCCGGGAGUCGGGCCCGGGGCGCGGCACGGGGCCGGAGCGGAGCACGCAAGCUAUGAUGUCGACCUACAAGAGGGCCACGCUGGACGAGGAGGACCUGAUGGACUCGCUCUCCGAGGGCGACGGGUACCCAAACGGCCUGCAGGUGAACUUCCGCAGCCCCAGGAACGGCCAGCGGUGCUGGUCCACGCGGACCCAGGUGGAGAAGCGGCUGGUGGUACUGGCGGCACUUUUGGCGGCAGGACUGGUGGCCUGCUUGGCAGCGCUGGGCAUCCAGUACCGGACAAGAAACCCUCCCGUGUGCCUAAGUGAGGCCUGCAUCUCAGUGACCAGCUCCAUCUUGAGUUCCAUGGACCCCACGGUGGACCCCUGCCAGGACUUCUUCACCUAUGCCUGUGGAGGAUGGAUCAAGGCCAACCCGGUACCUGAUGGCCACUCCCGCUGGGGGACCUUCAGCAACCUCUGGGAACACAACCAAGCCAUCAUCAAGCACCUCCUUGAAAAUUCCACGGCCAGUGUGAGUGAGGCAGAAAGGAAGGCCCAAGUAUAUUACCGUUCAUGUAUGAAUGAAACUAGGAUUGAGGAGCUCAAGGCCAAGCCCCUGAUGGAGCUGAUUGAGAAGCUUGGGGGCUGGAACAUCACAGGGCCGUGGGACAAGAACAACUUCCAGGAUACGCUGCAGGUGGUCACCUCCCACUACCGCACCUCACCCUUCUUCUCCGUCUAUGUCAGUGCUGACUCCAAGAAUUCCAAUAGUAAUGUGAUCCAGGUGGACCAGUCUGGCCUGGGCCUACCCUCAAGGGACUAUUAUCUGAACAAAACUGAAAAUGAGAAGGUGCUGACAGGAUACCUGAACUACAUGGUCCAGCUGGGGAAGCUGCUGGGUGGAGGGGAUGAGGACUCCAUCCGGCCACAGAUGCAGCAGAUCCUGGACUUUGAGACGGCACUGGCCAAUAUCACCAUCCCCCAGGAGAAGCGCCGGGACGAGGAGCUCAUCUACCACAAGGUGACGGCGGCCGAGCUGCAGGCCUUGGCGCCCGCCAUCAACUGGCUGCCCUUUCUCAACACCAUCUUCUACCCUGUGGAGAUCAAUGAAUCUGAGCCUGUCGUUGUCUAUGACAAAGAGUACCUCGGCCAGGUGUCCACCCUCAUCAACAGCACUGACAGAUGCCUGCUGAACAACUACAUGAUCUGGAACCUGGUGCGGAAGACAAGUUCCUUCCUUGAUCAGCGCUUUCAGGAUGCUGAUGAGAAGUUCAUGGAAGUCAUGUACGGGACCAAGAAGACAUGUCUUCCUCGCUGGAAGUUCUGUGUGAGCGACACGGAAAACAACUUAGGCUUCGCGCUGGGCCCCAUGUUUGUCAAAGCGACCUUCGCCGAGGACAGCAAGAACAUAGCCAGCGAGAUAAUCCUGGAGAUCAAGAAGGCAUUUGAGGAAAGCUUGAGCACCCUGAAGUGGAUGGAUGAAGACACUCGUAAAUCAGCCAAGGAAAAGGCAGAUGCAAUCUACAACAUGAUAGGCUACCCCAACUUUAUCAUGGAACCCAAGGAGCUCGACAAAGUGUUCAAUGACUACACCGCCGUUCCAGACCUCUACUUCGAGAACGCUAUGCGGUUUUUCAACUUCUCGUGGAGGGUCACUGCUGACCAGCUCAGGAAAGCUCCCAACAGAGACCAGUGGAGCAUGACCCCACCCAUGGUGAACGCCUACUAUUCACCCACCAAGAACGAGAUUGUGUUUCCAGCUGGGAUCCUGCAGGCACCAUUCUACACCCGCUCCUCCCCCAAGGCCUUAAACUUUGGUGGCAUUGGCGUCGUCGUGGGCCAUGAGCUGACUCAUGCUUUCGAUGACCAAGGACGCGAGUACGACAAGGACGGCAACCUGCGGCCCUGGUGGAAGAACUCGUCGGUGGAGGCUUUCAAGCAGCAGACCGAGUGCAUGGUGGGCCAGUACAGCAACUACAGCGUCAACGGGGAGCCGGUGAACGGCCGGCACACCCUUGGGGAGAACAUUGCCGAUAACGGGGGCCUCAAGGCGGCCUAUCGGGCCUACCAGAACUGGGUGAAGAAGAACGGGGCUGAGCAGACUUUGCCCACCUUGGGUCUCACCAAUAACCAGCUCUUCUUCCUGGGGUUUGCACAGGUCUGGUGCUCGGUCCGCACGCCCGAGAGCUCCCACGAAGGCCUCAUCACUGACCCUCACAGCCCCUCCCGCUUCCGGGUCAUCGGCUCUGUCUCCAACUCCAAGGAGUUCUCCGAGCACUUCCAGUGCCCUCCUGGCUCGCCCAUGAACCCUCAGCACAAGUGUGAAGUCUGGUGAGGGGCGGGGCACCAAGAGCCAAGACAGAGGAGGGGGCGGCGCUGAGGACGAGCCCCUGGGGCGGGAACAAGGCUGCCCCCUGGCCCCCCAGGGCCUCCCCACCCCACACCCGAGGGUUUUCAGCUGGAACCGAGCCUACUGUGUGUGCUCUCAACGUAGUCCGAGGUUCGAUCCCCUGUGAAGACCCUGCCGUCCCAGCACACGUGUGUCAACUCUAAUGGGCAUUUGGGUGUCAGGCUGGUUGCUCACCAGCUCUGGGCCCCGUACCAACAAAGGUAAAGGGACACAGCCCCCACCCACAUCCAGCGCCAGAUACACCACAAAUGCCACUGUGUCAAAUGCUUUAAAGAUAUAUUUUUGGGGAAACUAUUUUUUAAACAUUGUGGAAUACACUGGAAAUCUUCAGGGAAAUAAUGCAUUUAAAACUUAUUUUUAAGGGAAAAGAUUGGUAUAUUUAUUAUGUUCUGUUUUUCUAAAUAACCUGUGGACAAGGGAAGCCCCCUGGAUUUACCCAUCCCUCUUCCUCACUCGGGCUAAGGCAGCCAUCCCCAGCUACUGAACGGGUUCCCGGCAGAGAGGGGGGCAGCUCCGGGAGGGCCAGCCCACGGCACCUCCCCUUGCAGCUUGCCUGCCUCUGACCCCAGAGUCCAACGGCGGGAACCCCAGCAAGGAAGGUCUGAUCCCCAAAGUGGCAGCAGGGGACUGAGGGCUGCAGCAGAACGAGGCCAGGUUGGGGCCUUCAGACCCCAUCUGGGGGCACCCACACUCCCCGGAUCCAGAGCACAGGAGGCCUGCGAGGCCGCCCCCACCAGAUGUUCUCUGCUGUGCUGUAGCUGUCCUCCUAACGUCCCCCUUCUGGCUGCCAGUGUCUGUCCUGGGGGCUGUUGCCUCGCUGCAGUGAUUCUCCCAUCCCAGCCACUUCGGGGCCUGCCUUGCCAAUUCUCUUCCCCAAGGGAAGGAGGAAAGAGAAAAUAGCUCUCCCCUCCCAUAGGGCCCCAAUCCUCCCUCUGAGCUCGGAGUGGUCCUCUGCCACCUGCUGGGCCUGGCUCCCAGGACGGCAGCCAGCCCCACCCUCCAUUCUCUAGUGCCUUAUCUGAGGCUUCAGCCCCAAGCUCCACCCCAAGGAGACAGCUCCUCCCCGCUGCCACCAGGGGCUGCAGGGCCUCGCCAUGAGGCUUUCAGAUGUCCUGACUGGAACGCAAGGCCAUAACCCUGCGCCCAGUGCCCACAGAGCUGCCCCAUGGUGCAGCCCAGAGCUCUGGCCUGCAGGUCAGUGGCCUUGAGGUCAGGAGGCUGAGGAACCCCUGAACUUGCCCUGGGCUCCAUCCACCCCCAGCCCCUUGGGUUGAAUCAGGACAAUACUAGAGGAUGGAGCUAAUUGUAGCCCACUCGAGGCCUCUGGGGAAGCAGGCCCCUGUGACCGAUCAAGAGCAGCCAGGGCCCACCUGCUCUCCCAUCCCGGCUAUCCAGGCCAUCUGGCCAGGCCCCACUCCCACCUGCACCUGCCUUGCCCGGGAAGCCAUAAUCCUUACAGCUCAGCAACUGCCUCACCAGUGCAGCUCAGCUCCAGAGCCAGGACAGGAGUGUGGGGAGUGACCUCCAGGUGUGGCCCCUGGUCCCCAAGUGGCAGGCCUGGUAGUUCUUCCAAGGGAAGGUCAGACAGGAGCUGAAGGAGCUAGAGCCACCAGCCCACCACACCUGCUGCAUGGAGGUAAGCUUUCCCCACCUGCUGCCCUCCAUGCACCUCCUCUCCCGGACCCUCGCCUCUCUGCCGUCCCUAUGGAGGGCCACCUCCCUCAAGUGUCAGUCGGCAGGACGCCUAUUCCCUCCCAGCCAGAAGCACCUGUCCUAGGGCUGAGGGUCCAGCCAGAGGGAGUGCACUCACUGGUUCAGGGCGUGCUGGGGGAGGCUUGGGCCCUGCAGGGGUGGAAGCAAAGUAUCCCAGUUCUCCUCCAGAACUUCAAAGAAGGCUGAGGAGAUGGGCAGCUGCCCUCCAAGAGACCCCCCUCCCCUCAGGCCCGCAGAGCCGUAGGGCUGGCUUCUCCGUGGGUACGUGGACAUGGGGCUUGGGGCAGGGAAUCUAUUUUUUGUAUUAUUAUGUUUUGUGCUACUGUAGUUUUGGUGUGGCACUAUUGUAUUGAAAUAAAGUACUUGUACCGAG
Messenger RNA from Manis pentadactyla (Chinese pangolin), 5164 nucleotides. It is a transcript of the gene ECE1, whose product is annotated as endothelin converting enzyme 1. Lineage: Eukaryota; Metazoa; Chordata; Mammalia; Pholidota; Manidae. The coding region runs from base 16 to 3003 and encodes 995 amino acids. Gene Ontology annotation, biological process: peptide hormone processing. Gene Ontology annotation, molecular function: metalloendopeptidase activity. Gene Ontology annotation, cellular component: plasma membrane. The transcript has 19 exons. The record is from RefSeq and is a predicted model, not a curated record.